GUGUCCAGUGAGGCUAAGAGAAAGCUGUUUUCUUGAGGCCACCUAGUGAGUUUGCAAUAUAGAUGAGAUGUGAAUCUGGGGUCUCCUGAUUUGCCCUUGUGAUUAUGGGUAGGUUCUGGCCUGGGCGGAUCCGUUGACGCCGCAGGAAAGAGGACCGGAGGCUGUUCAUUUUUCUUAACAGAAUCAGAUUUAUUAACAGACAAACUCAACUCAGCAGGUUCGAAUGGGUCCAUUAAACUUAACUCUGGCAACAACUUAUAACUGCGUAUAUGCGUGUUGGUUUCUUUCUUCUUACUGGGGGGCUAGUCCAAACCUCUCCCGGUCGGUCAUAGGUCUUAGUGGCGUGGUUCUGACAGCACAAAUUGUCCCAUAACAGGGGUGUCUUGCCCAGUCCCCCUCCUGCUGGCUCUGGAGUAAAGAGGGACUGGGACGGAUCACCCUUCUCCCCCCACGCUGAUUGCGUGGAUAAACCACCACAGUCCAUUCCGACGGAUCUAGCUCUUGACCACGUGCGAAGAAAUCUGGAGGCUCCGGCAACAAUCCUCCGUUCACUUAAGGUCAUUAUGGCAGCUGUCAGCUUUGAAGAAUUCUCCGUGCCUCCUGGCUCAGAACUGGCACUGCCCCCUCUUUUUGGUGGCAAUAUCCUUGAGAGUGAAUUGGAGACCGAGGUAGAGUUUGCUGACAGUGGGAUACCGGAGGAAGAGGAAGAAGAAGGUGCCCUGAGGCAACAGGAGAUGACACGACGCAAGUGUCAGGCACUUGCUCGCCGCUGCAAGGAAUUAGAGCAGGUAAAUGAGAGGAUGUUAAACCGGCUGCAUCAAGUCCAGAGAAUUACACUGCAGCUCAAGCAAGAGCGAAGGUUUUUGAUGAGAGUGCUGGAUUCCUAUGGGGACGAUUACAGACAGGGUCACUUGGAUAUAGUCCUGGAGGACGAAGGGUGCCAUAGCACGGAUGCUCUGACACCUGGCAACACAGAGAAUGAGCCCCCUGAGAAAGAGACCACCAGAGCCCCCCUAGUUGCCUUGCCUGCCCAUGAGCCUGAGAGUCUCUCUCCAUCCGAAGGCCCAAUCACCAAAAAGAGGCGGCGCCACCUGCGGGAGGAAAAGGAAGGGAGGAUACGGCGUACAGCCCAAACCUUGCUCCCAAUGGAGGAGUUUCCUGUGCAGAUUAAGUCUGAAGAGGAUUUCCAGUGUGAGCAAGAUGUCCUUGUUCCUGCCUGGCAGCCAUCCAGUCCCAGAGACAAGUUGCUCCAUUACCCCAAGUUUUCAAGUCCUGGGGCCUGUUCUGAUUUUGACUGAGACUGGUAGCCAUUGCUGGGUGGCUAAAAGAAGAGAUUGCUUAUGUCAGUGCUCACUGAGGCAGGCCAUGAGGCUAUCAGAAGGCACCUUUUCUACUCAAAAGGACCAGCUCGUUUCUAAAGGACAGCACAGUAUGUAGCAUUGAACUUUAGCAUACUCAAGAGUGCUUUACAUAAAUAAUCACUGAGCCAACGAGGGAAGCAUCUGGAAAGGAUAUGUACUGCUCCGAACUGUGCCAAAUAAUACAACGUACAAGGAAACGAC
Pogona vitticeps (central bearded dragon) is the source of this 1562-nucleotide messenger RNA. NCBI's taxonomy places the organism in Eukaryota, Metazoa, Chordata, Lepidosauria, Squamata, Agamidae. The record is from RefSeq and is a predicted model, not a curated record.